GUUUUAUAUUUUCGUUUUUAUCAUUUUAAUGUCCAAAAACCAUAAAACAAAAUAAGAAGAAGUAAAAACCAAGCAUACAAAAAAUAUUUAAAAGUGAUAAUUUGAAAAUUGCAGCAUUUAUUUCUAUAACGCAUAUUCUAACCUUCGUAUCUAAUAAAAUGAAAUUGAGACAUGGGUACUACGACAUAUUUGUGCGAACUUGUGCCAAAUACCCUUCCAAAAUUGCUAUGAGACAUUAUGAUAACGGCGGGUACAAGAAUUACACGUAUUCCGAACUGUAUGGAGUGUGCGAGUACAUAUCACAGAACCUGCAACAGAUGGUUUGCGGCAAAGGCAUCAUUGCCUUAGUUUCGGAGAGAAAUAUAAUUAUACCAUGCGUUAUCGCUGCGGCUCACAAAUGCAGUACAAGUUUCAUGUUUUUAGAUCCUUCACAAGAUGUCCAGGCUAUUACUAGUCAAGUGAAUUGUAAAAUUCUGAUUACAAUCAAAGAGUUUGAGAAAGAGGUUUCAUAUAAGCUAAUUGGUAAAAAGCCAGACAAAAGGCUCAUUGUUUUUAACAUGAUCAUAGACUUCCAUGACUUACAACAGAGUGGAAGCCAGCACACCUAUAGACAUAUUCCAGAGCAUUCUUACAUAGCAAUGACGUCCGGCAGCACUGGAGAACCAAAGCAUAUCGAAGUCCCUGUCCAUUGUCUCCAACCAAACAUAGAUGAUCUCACUAAACUGUUUGAAAUUUCACCUCAAGAUGUCAUUUACUUCUCAACACCAUUAACUUUUGAUCCCUCAAUGAUUGAAAUACUCCUAGCUUGUAUGAAUGGAGCCUCUCUACUCAUAGCUCCAGAGAAAACAGACAUACUAUUCCCAGAGAAUAAAGAAAAUUCAGUCACAUUUUGGCAGACCACUCCAUCAAAAUUUUUCCAGUAUUCAAAUGCUGACAUUAAGAAUAAGAUUCUUAGUGCAAAUUCGACGCUUAAAACGUUAGCUUUGGGUGGUGAACCUUUGAAUGGUGUAAAGAGAGUAAAAGAACUAAAGGAUGCUAUGAAUAAAACAAGAAUAUUUACUUUGUAUGGUGUGACUGAGAUGUCAUGCUGGGCUUGCGUCGCUGAGCUGGAUCUCAGUAAAAUAUUGGAUGACAGGGAAAUACCACUUGGUGAAUGCCUCUCUGAGACACAAAUAGUGGUAGAGCCAAGCAACCAUCAAGAGAAGGACACUGGAAGAAUAAUCCUAGUAAGUAAGACAAGAAAAUGUGUAAUUCUAAACAAGUCUAUUGGCACAGAAGAAGAGAAUUCAUUAAAAUUCAUUGACACUGGAGACAUUGGCGAAGUUAGAAAUGGCACUAUUUAUUACAGAGGAAGGAAAGAUGAUAUUAUCAAAAGAUUUGGUCACAAAGUCAACUUGCAAGCAAUAGAAGCAGCAGUGAUGCAGUGUCCGAGAGUUAAAACCUGUUCAUGUGUGUGGCUUCCAAAGCCUAUGCUGCUAGUUGUGUACUUUUCUUCUGAAAGUCUCAGUAGUCAGGAACUUUUGGACUUCCUAAAAUGUAAGCUUGAUGACAAGCUUUGGCCUGACAAAACUAUUAAAGUGGACAAUUUACCAACAAACCCACAUGGCAAAGUAUCCAAACGAAUACUUUCACAAUUGUUUGAAAAAUCUUCACAAAUGCCGAAAACAUUAGAUUCUUUAAGAUCAAUGUUUUUGAAGGAACUGAAAGUAUCAUUAGGUUUAAAUUUAACAUAUGAAGACAUUAAGCACAAGGACUUUUUUGCAAUUGGUGGUACAUCUUUCCUCGCCGUUUCUAUGUGCAAUAGGCUGUCUUUAAUGUACCCACAAUUUGGGAAGUUUAUUUUGCCAUUUCUAGUCAUGCGAAGAAAAACUAUUGAUGAAAUUAUUCAAUUAGCUUACCAGGAAUUGAAUUUAGAAAUAAAGAAGUCAAAAAAACGUUUAAAAAGGUCCAGAUCAAAUACAGAGAGUUUUAUAUCAACUGCUCAAUCUACUAAGAAGUUGAUUGAGAAUCCUGGCCAACAGUCUCCCGAGGAGUAUGUUGUGCUUUGGUCGUAUGACACGGGCAAAUGUGUUGAUGCAUCUCCCACCUUAUAUCAGCAUGGAUUCACCUUGUACGUUACAGUAGGUAGUCACUCAGGACAAAUCGUAGUCAUAGACGCGAUUAGCGGGCUAACUAAAGGCGUUAUCAAAGUGAAGUCGCGGGUCGAAGCUGCAGUUUGCUGUUCCACCGAGGCACCUCUAUCUACGCCGUGUGGCAUGGUGGGCACCUACGAUGGCACCGUAGUCUGUUUCACUCUAGAAACUGGCAAAGAGUUGUGGAGAAUCAAUGUAGGUUCGAUGAUUAAGAGCAAAGGAGUGUGUUGCAAGGGAUUGCUGUAUAUUGCGUCGUAUGAUGGGAAUAUACGAUGUAUGGAUCUUUUGACAGGUGAAAUCAAACACACUAUCAAAGUGGCAGAACAAGCCAUAUCAGCAGACUUGGUACUCGCCAAGCAGGAGUAUAUUCUGCUAGGCACAUUAUCUGGAGCGUGCGCCAGUGUACACGCCGAGACUAAAACUGUAGCGUGGCGCGGCGUACUGGGCAGCCCGGUGUUCGCGAGCCCUGCGCUAUAUGACAACGACAAAUAUGUGGUCUUCGCUGAAGUUAGCGGGGAAAUACAUUGUAGGACUGUGGAGAAAGGGAUCCAGAUUUGGAAGUAUCAAGGAGCAAAAGGAAACAUAUUCUCAUCAAUUUACAUAAAGGAAAUUGACAGAUUAAAAUGGCAAAUGGUGUUUGGAUGCCAUGACAACAAAGUGUACAGCAUCAUGGUCAAGAACUUCCAACCAUUGCUGCAUUGGAAAACCCAACUCACAGCCCCUAUUUACUCUACUCCAAGAAGCUUAGGCGACAAGUUGAUAUUGGCAGUUUCAAACAAUGGGAUACUAUGCAUCCUUGACUCUGAUACUGGAACUGUAAUUUCAGAGUAUACUCUACCAAAUGAAAUAUUUUCAACUCCUGCUGUGUAUGGAGAUUAUAUUUUUAUUGGGUGCAGAAAUGACCAUCUGUACUCUUUGAAAUACAUAUUGAAUGUAUAAUCAUACAAAACUUCUAGUUGCUUGUACAGCAAGUGUGAAAUGUUACUGUGAAUUACAGUCAAUUGACCUAAUUUUUUUUAUUGGAAUGACUAAACUAGAAGUUUAGUUUGGUGAGACUGUGGCAUACCUAAAUAACUUAUAUUUAGUACAAAAAUAUAAAUUAAUCUAGUCAUAUUCAAUAAGAAUAAAGUAUUAAUAUCUGA
Messenger RNA from Maniola jurtina (meadow brown), 3274 nucleotides. It is a transcript of the gene Aasdh, whose product is annotated as beta-alanine-activating enzyme. The coding region runs from base 159 to 3071 and encodes 970 amino acids. NCBI's taxonomy places the organism in Eukaryota, Metazoa, Arthropoda, Insecta, Lepidoptera, Nymphalidae. Gene Ontology annotation, molecular function: protein binding. Gene Ontology annotation, biological process: amino acid activation for nonribosomal peptide biosynthetic process. The record is from RefSeq and is a predicted model, not a curated record. The transcript is spliced from 6 exons.